GCUAACUACAUUGACUAUCUGCAGCGCUCGCUCUCCCAGGUGUCUGGGGGCCAGAAUGAUGAACCACACCACCAGCGAGUAUUAUGAUUAUGAAUAUGACCAUGAACACUACAGUGACCUUCCGGACGUGCCCGUAGACUGCCCAGCUGGCACCUGCUUCACUAGUGAUGUCUACCUUAUAGUCCUGCUUGUGCUGUAUGCAGCCGUCUUCCUGGUGGGUGUGCCAGGCAACACCCUGGUGGCGUGGGUGACCUGGAAAGAGUCCCGCCACAGGCUUGGGGCCUCUUGGUUCCUGCACCUGACCAUGGCGGACUUGCUUUGCUGUGUGUCUCUGCCCUUCCUGGCUGUGCCCAUCGCCCAAAAGGGCCACUGGCCAUACGGGGCGGCAGGCUGCUGGCUGUUGUCCUCCAUCACCAUUCUGUCUAUGUAUGCCAGUGUGCUACUCCUGACCGGCCUCAGCGGCGAUCUCUUCCUACUGGCUUUCAGGCCCUCCUGGAAGGGUGCAGAUCAUCGAACACUUGGGGUGCGUGUGGUCCAGGUCUCCUCCUGGAUGUUGGGCCUCUUGCUGACUGUGCCUUCUGCUGUCUACCGUAGGCUGCUUCAGGAGUACUAUCCUCCCCGACUUGUGUGUGGCAUAGACUAUGGGGGAUCGGUCAGCGCCGAGGUUGCCAUCACCACUGUUCGAUUCCUCUUUGGCUUCCUGGGGCCAUUGGUGUUCAUGGCCAGUUGUCACGGCAUCCUCCAACGGCAGAUGGCCCGCCGCCAUUGGCCCCUGGGCACAGCUGUCGUGGUGGGGUUUUUCAUUUGCUGGACCCCUUAUCACGUCCUGCGGGUAAUCAUUGCAGCGGCUCCUCCGCACUCUUUGCUCCUCGCCCGGGUCCUGGAGGCGGAGCCUGUAUUUACGGGCCUGGCCCUGGCUCACAGUGCUCUCAAUCCCAUAAUGUUUUUGUAUUUCGGAAGAAAACAACUCUGCAAGUCACUCCAGGCUGCAUGCCACUGGGCCCUGAGGGAUCCACAGGAUGAGGAAAGUGCGGUGACCAAGGCAUCCAUAUCCACUAGCCACGAAAUGGUGUCUGAGAUGCCGGUGUAGGCAAGAAGGAUUUGGAUUUCCUAGGCCAUCGCACAACUGUGCAGCUUCAAGCAUAGCUGGAUGCAGGAGCUCGGAGAUGGCUUUUCGUUCUUCGUUCAAUAUUCAUUGUGCACUUGCUUGUUCAAAACCCUGAUAUAAAGGUGCCGGGCUGACAGUGGCUGGAGCCAAUUCCUUCCCCAGGAGUUAGCAGUUUACACAAGAAGACAUAUAGGAAACAGUUGAUGGGAUAUGGACUAUGUCAAGGGUGAGAUGUUCCAUAGAACCCAAAGAGGAUGCUGGGGAGACUGCUUGAGUGCCUGCUGUACAAACCAGGACCUGAGUUUGAGCCCCACCACCUUCACAGAGCUGUGUAUGGCGAUAGACCUCUAACCCCAGCACUGAGGGAAUAGGUGGAUCCAAGGGGUUCUCUGGACAAGUGGUCUAGCCCAAUCAACAAACCCCUGUCUCAAGAAAUAGAGUGGAGCCAGGCACAGUGGUGGUAACUUUAAUUAAAGCAUUUGGGAGGUAGAGCCAGGCUAGCCUGAUCUACAUAGUGAGAUCCAGAUGGAGAGUAGCAGAUGAAGACAUCCAGUCUUAACCUUAGGGACACACACACACACACACACACACACAACACAGGGUUGGACAGCCUAGGUCAGGUAGGCUAGCACCCUGAACAAAGGGUAAUGACUGAGCCAAAACCCAACUAAUGGACCUGAGCAUCCAUGCUUAAAUCUGGGGAACUAUUCCAAGCAGACAGAGCAAACACAAAGGCCUUGCUCUGGGGUACCUCUUCCAAGAAGCCUUCCCUGACUUGCAUCCCUCCUAGAAACAAGGGCUCUUCCUUUCUUGCAAUCUCUUCAACACAAAUGCCCAGAUAAAUCCUA
Messenger RNA from Mus caroli (Ryukyu mouse), 1956 nucleotides. RefSeq names its product complement C5a receptor 2 (gene C5ar2). Gene Ontology annotation, molecular function: complement component C5a receptor activity; G protein-coupled receptor activity. Gene Ontology annotation, biological process: phospholipase C-activating G protein-coupled receptor signaling pathway; inflammatory response; positive regulation of cytosolic calcium ion concentration. The record is from RefSeq and is a predicted model, not a curated record. Lineage: Eukaryota; Metazoa; Chordata; Mammalia; Rodentia; Muridae. Gene Ontology annotation, cellular component: plasma membrane.